AUGGAUCAACUACAAAAAAGAUGCGGGGAUACAACCUACACUACAUAUGUCAUAGGAAAACUGAGGAGGGUAAAAGGACCAGAAAUAAUUCGAAAGAGGUCAGAUGUAGAUGCCCGGAAAACUGACAUUACAAUAGAAAAUGAACGGGGAACACGUAUGACAAUAGCUUUGUGGGGAGACAUAGCCAACCCAAUCCAUAAUGCAAAAACAAUCAGGGAGGGUCAGAAUGUGAUAGUGAUAGUAACCGGUCUAACAGUACAUAAAUUUUCAGAUUCAACUCAAGUGGUUGUUAUUGAUAACAAAGAAAAGAAAAUAGACCCUGGAACUGCCAUAGAAGAAUUACUUUUUGGAAACAGAAUCACUGUGAUGGAAGGACUUCAAUUUCUACAGAAGUCAGACAAUAAGGGAACAACAUUCACGUUCAAGGCAACAAUGAUCGGUAUUCUAGAACGAUCAACUUGGUUCUACAUGGCAUAUCCAAGAUGUACCAAGGCACACCUCAUGAAAGAUGGAAUUCCAUGGUGCAAAAGUUGCGAGAAAAGAGUGAGAAAUCCAGUUCCACGAUACAAGUUGCAGCUCAAAGUUACAGACAAUACCACACCAGCUGCAAUAAUAGUUUCGGGGCCAGCUGCAGAACCACUCCUUGAUAAUGAAAAUAUGGCAGAGAAUGUACCUGAAAUAUUGGAUACACUGGGAAGGUCAUUCAUAUUCAAAGUGCAUCUCACUGAGAAAUCUUUUGGCUACAAUAAUUUUUCAGUCAGGAAACUAUAUCCGAUAAAUUAUGAUUUGGAAGCUAAAUACGAACUCCGCAAUAUGCAACAAGUGACAAAAUUCAAACACAAAUUAUAG
Molecule: messenger RNA, 849 nt
Organism: Papaver somniferum (opium poppy)
Lineage: Eukaryota; Viridiplantae; Streptophyta; Magnoliopsida; Ranunculales; Papaveraceae
Exons: 5
Coding region: 1-849 (282 amino acids)
Source: RefSeq, a predicted model, not a curated record